CGUUUAUUUGUGUAAUCGCUAGUCAGCUACUAACUUCAGUGCGGUGCGCUUGAGCGCAGGCGGAUUUGUUGUGCAAUAAUAAAACGUAUAACGCCAUGUUUCGUUACUCGAUUGUGUUUCUUUGCGCGAUAUUAGUGCUAACUAAUGUAGAGUUUAUACAAGCUGGAAGAUUCGGAAGCGGAGGCGGUAGCAGAUCGGGUGGAUUCUCAGGCGGUGGAAGACAUUCCUAUCCUAGUUCUGGUGGUCUCUCCGGUGGUGGUGGGGGCCGCCAUAGCUAUCCAUCUUCUGGUGGAUUAAGUGGAAAUAGCGGUGGUAGUCACAGUUAUCCGAGCGGCGGAGGAAGUCACAGUUAUCCAAACAGCGGUGGAAGUCACUCUUACCCCAAUAGCGGAGGACAUAAAUACCCACCAUCAACAGGCAAUUCGGGAAGUCACACUUAUCCUAACUCUGGUUCAGGCCUAUCUGGGUCGAAUAACCAUGGGUACAAUAACAGAGGUGGCUCGAGCGGUGGCACUACAAACAUUCAUCACCACUACCAUUACAAUCCUCCUCAGCAAAUACACUACGCAUCGCCUCACGGCGGUCCGGCGAUGAGCUACCCCGUGUAUCGCGGAACUCCCCCAACUUACGUGUACCAGUACAAAGAUUCCGGAAGCAAAUACAGUUCUUUGUUGGCUGGACUGGCAUUGUUUAACCUUGGAGCCCUCGCUGGCGGCGUUGCCGGCUACGGCAUAGGACAUCAUUCAUCCUCAAACAACAACAAUUACCAAAACUACAAAGCACAACCCGGUGAAGUAUGCUUGUUCGGCAUCAAGAAAGAUAACGGAGACUUCGAAGAAACCAGGAUAGACUGUCAGCUGAUAAGUAGCUUUAUUUACGCCGAACAGGCUAAACAACAGCAACCACAGAAUUCUCAGAACCAAACCACCGUGACAACUACCGUAACGAAUACGACCAUCGUUAAUGCGACCAACCCUCAAGAUACGCCUUCUUACGUAUUGUCGCCAAACGGUACUCUGGUGACGCCCGGAGUGGCACCAGACGCUGGCAACGUGACGAAUGGGGCUCCAGCCACCGGUGGAACUGUGACGUCAUCCGUGACCGUCACGACCACCAACACGACGGUCGUCAACGCUGUGGACGUCAAGGGAGCACCGAUCCAAGUCACACCCGGAAUGCAGUGUUACGUUAUGAGGAAAACACCUAGUUCUAGAAUGAAGCAUGAAGUGCCAUGUGGGCUUCUACAGACUUACGCAGAUAAAUCAAUAAAACGUAAUUCAGCUGCUCGAAAUGUACCAGCAUUUACUAUUUUAGCUGUAAUAUGUGCUGUGUUUGUUGCAUAUUAAUUUUAAAGAUCUGAUUAGAAUUUGUUACUUUCUCUAUUUGAUAAAUUUUAUACAAGUGCGCAAUGCCAAACAAAAAAAAAAAGACUUUGUAUAACUUCAAACAAAAUGGAUACUCCUAAACACGUACCUAAUUAAUGUUUGUAAUACAAUGUAGACAAACAUAAAAGUUGAUGAACGUUUUAGUACUUACUUUAUUGCACUCAGUACUAUACCUAUCUUUUAACACAAUAAAGCAUUUUCACUUACUAUGUCCGAAUGAUGAUGGAGUAUAAUACUCCAUAAUGUUAAUAAUUAACAUGUUUUAAAAGCGGUUUCUUAGUUUGAUAUGAUAUACUUGGCGUGUUACGCCGACACCCGCCCAGUUAUACAGGGUGAUUCAUGAGACGUGAGCAGGACUAAUCCUGCACACUCAGUAACUGAUAAUUGAUCGAUCACCGUCGUAUUUAGGUAAAACAACCACACUUUUUCCUAUUUUUCAACUUUUUGGUGAGGGCAAAUUUAACUCUCUACAAUCAUGGUCACCCUACAAGACCUAAUUAAUAAACAUAAAACCUCUUUUACGAAGAAAAUAAAAUGUCAAACCUGAGUGAGAUACGAGUUUUAAAAAGUAACCAGACCGUGAUGACAGUGAUGACAUUCAAUUUGACACAGAAUAUCGGUAGUUUAGUAUUCUAAUGUUAGGGUGACCAUCCAUGUCGUAAAUAAAUUAAUAACUUUUUUUUUUCAACACGACUAGAAAAUUAACGUUAUACUCACUAAUACUGAUAGGAAACAGUUGCUUAUAAUUUACGAAAUGCGCAGUGUUAGUCCUGCUCACGUCUCCUGAAUCACCCUGUAUAUGUUCAAUUUUCAUAUUGUCAUAUACAGGGUACAUAUCAUUUUGUUAUAAAAUAUAAGGCGAUAUAGUCUGCAAAGGGUUUAAAAUUGCUCAUAAUUAUUUUUUCUUUUUUUUUCUUAAAUUGAUUUGGUCAAUUGAGCUAUGUUAGAUAUUAUGUUUGAUAGUUUAUGUUCAGUCAACCGUGAUGUCCUUGAUUUAAAACUAACUAAUAUGUAAUGUGUAUUGUAGGUAUGACUAUUCAGAUAAAUCAAAAGACAUUGUGGUGACAGGUACUUACUUAAAACUUUAGUAAUAUUUUUCCAAUACAUUUGCAACUGUGUGGCGUCAGCACAUAUCUACUCGUAUUGUCAGUGAAGUCUUUUAUAAUUUAUAUUAUUAUUUCGAAGAUCAUUUAAGGCUCAACCACUGUGUAUCAUCUUUUUAUUAACAUCAGAAAUGUAUUUAGAGUGGAUUCGACUACAUAAUUAAACUUAAAAUGAUUAAUCACAGAGUAAAUAUUAUUAUAACUUGUAUUAAAGUAAGUAGAAAUAAGACUAAUUAUUGUGAUAAUUGCCUGGUCUGGUCUCUAGUAUCAUGGGAGCCCUAACUAAUGUAAUUGUUUUUAAGGCAGGCGUAGUUUAUAUCGAUUUUCCUACUACACACCUUUGUGUUUUAUAACUUUUAUGAAGGUUCAGCACGAAAUGUGUUAACCUUUUAAUUUGACCGACUUAACACUUUACUGAUACUUUACAUACUAUUGUCACGUCGGCACAAAACUCAAUUUAUUACGCGAAAAUGUAUGCUCUCCUUUGAGUGAUCUCAUUGAAACAUCCGUUCAAAUGUAAUGAAUAAUGACAUGUGAUUACGAUGGGACCCAAAAAUUUUGUAUUCUGUUCAAUAAAAGUGCCUUUUACCGUUA
Molecule: messenger RNA, 3082 nt
Organism: Cydia fagiglandana
Lineage: Eukaryota; Metazoa; Arthropoda; Insecta; Lepidoptera; Tortricidae
Exons: 1
Coding region: 96-1346 (416 amino acids)
Source: RefSeq, a predicted model, not a curated record